This is a messenger RNA of Colius striatus (speckled mousebird), 925 nucleotides long. RefSeq names its product CMT1A duplicated region transcript 4 protein homolog. The record is from RefSeq and is a predicted model, not a curated record. Bases 431 to 925 code for a protein of 164 amino acids. Lineage: Eukaryota; Metazoa; Chordata; Aves; Coliiformes; Coliidae. The transcript is spliced from 5 exons.
CCAGCCAGCGUGGCGUGUCCCAGCCAGCGUGGGACCACGGUGGGCAGAGUGUCACCUCCUCAGCAUCCCUCUGGGUAUCACCCCUGGCCCCAGCCACCUCCUGCACCUCACAGAGGGGUGACAAAGAGGAAAACAAUCACCAAACCCACCUCUCCUUCCGCUGGGGAUAUAACAGGAAUGUGAUUUCACCGCCCUGGUGUUAAGGGGAGAUGUGAGCAACCACUGGAGUUGGAAAAACUCCUGCAGGGAGUGACUGAGGGAACAGCAGGAAUGGGAUGAUCCUGUGAGGAGCUCGGCUGCAGCUGCCUGGUUCCACCUUGACCUCUGCAAAUCUGGUUGGGCCAAGGCAGACUUCUUUGGAAGUGAAAACUCCCCGACUUGCUGAUGGCCCUUUGCCAAGUGUUGCCCUCGGAGAGCAAAGCUGAAAAACAUGGAUGCUUUUUUAAAGAAGAACCUGGAGCCCUCGGAGCAGGACAUGUUUGACCAGUUGACACAGAUGGAAGCACCUUCUGUCAGCACCUCCAGGAGCCUGGAAUGUUCUCUUCCCCUGGAAGCCAAUGUGGGUCUGCCUGGGCACCUCAUCCAGUGCCUGCACCCGCCUCCUGCCUAUGUCACCUACACAGCCCCCGUGGUCAGGAUGCUCGUCAAGCAGGAUGAACAGCAAAAGGCUGCAGCCUGCUGCCCAGCAGAGAUGGAGCCCAACAGGGAGCCUCCAGAAGCUGAGUUUGAUGAAGGAAGCCCAGUGCUGUCAGAGCUGAGCAGAGGCAGCAGCACGCCCGGGGCUGGGAAGGACUCUGCAGGAAUGUCUGUGGCUGAGAGCAGGUUGCCAUCACCCAGUGUGUACAACAGGGUUAUUUUUGCAAGAAAACAUGCCCUGUCUGUGCUGCCACGUGGCUCUUUGGUGUGUUCCAGCAAGAAGAAGUGA